ACUUCCUUCCGGAAAAGAGUGAGACGAUAUUGGAGAGUGGACUUGGUGCAGCAGUGGAUGGCAAAGUAAAGUCAGGAUGAUUACAUCCAUUAAUACUCCACCACGACGACUGGUUUCAUUAAUAGUUGGUUGAGCAUUACAUACAUAUUAUUCCGCAUCUUUUGCUGCUUCACUAUUCACCCAACGACCACCGACGCAGAGAGGAAAAUCGAUUCAUGCAAGAUCUGCGUGUGUUUCUGUGCGAUAGUGCAAUCCACAUAAAAAAUGUCAACGAGAAAUUCAUCCAUCCUCACUAUGAGAUCAGAAAUCAACAGCAUCAGUGGUGAACUGGAAUUUCUUAGCGAUUAAUUAUUACUCCCAAUAAGUGCAAAGCAUUUAGAUACGAACAACUUGUGUUGUUAUUGAAGUAUAUAUUGCUACUUGUUACACCCGGUCAAAAGUUUAAAUAUAUUCACAACAAGGCGUUACAUUGUACCAAUAAGUUUAUCCGCAUUUAGUACGAAGAGACUUGAAUUCUACAUGUUUUCAGAAACAUUGGAUAGUGCAAAUAAAUUGCAUUCAUUUACAAAAACUCGCAUUGAAUAUAGUUAUACAUUUGGAGAGCAUGGGGUGAAUCAGAGUCGUCGUAUUCGCAACUUGGCAAAUCUGCACAUAUUCUGUAUACCAAAGGGAAAGACCAAACCAAGACGAAGGUAUUCAUAUCCAUUCCCCAGUGUCGUAUGGCAUUAGCUCAUUCCGACGCCAUUUUGGAAAAGAACUACGACAAUUCACUAGCUCCAAGAAAAUCCUAUACCUUCAAAUUCAUCUCACUGGAUAUUUCACUGUAUUUUCACCUGAAAAUGAUGAAAAUAAGAAAUAAUGGGAAGUGAUGAGGAUUCCGUACGAGAAAAACUACUUCCAAGCAAUAUUUUACAAAUAAAUCAAAGUGAAAGUGAAUCUCAAACACAAAGAGUAAGCAUGAAUUCUGCAAUAAUACAAAACGAGAAGGAAGGUGAUAAUAAUAAAAGUGAGGAUCUGGAAGAAGGAGAUCUGCGACUUCAUGAUUUGGUCUAUGACCCCGAUAACAUUGAGGAAAUUGAGAAUUUGGUGAACGAAGAGCCUAAAUUGGUCUCAGAAAGAGACAAUGAGGGUCGUACACCUUUACACACUUUAACCCUCGCUGGUGACGAGCAAGCUGUCGAAAUUGCAAAAAUUUUGUUGGGCGUGAUUGAGUCGGAAGAAAACUUGUCGCUCAUCAGCAUUGAUCGCCAAGAAGUAUUAAAUCUCCAGGAUGGAGAUUCCUCUAGCGCUUUGCAUUAUGCGGCCCGAGGUCGUCAACCAGAACUUGUCGCGGCCCUUGUACGAUGGGGUGCAAAUGCUGGGCUGAAGGAUGCCAAUGGAAAUUCAGCACUGCAUCUAGUUUCAGAAGGAAACACAGAGAAAGCAGUAGAAGUGGCAAAAAUUCUACUUUCGAAUGAUCCGAAAAGGACACAGAUCAACUCGGUAAAUAACAAUGAGCACACACCCCUUCACAUGGCAAUUGGGAAAAAAGCUCCCAAAAUGGUCGACUUUCUCCUGCAACCAGAAAACAAAGCUGAUCUGACGGUGAAAAAUUCCAUUGGGAGAACCGCACUUCAUUAUGCGUGCUCUGCUACAGGUGAAAGUGAGAGUGCUUGUGACAUUGUGGCAUCUCUUUUGAAGAGAUGCACAAAGGCACAACUUAACCAAGUUGAUUGUCGUGGACGAACCAUUUUACAUUUGGCAGCUCUGAAACGAUUACCGAAAAUUGUGAAGCUUCUCAUGACGGACGAGAGGAUAGACGUUGCGAAGACGGACGAUAAAGGUCGUAGCGCCCUGCACUAUGCAACUGAAGACGGCUGCUACACAAAGGGACACUUGUGUGUCGAAGCUCUGAUUGAUCGAGAGUUUCCAAAGUAUGGAGAUCAAGUUCAGUACCUAUUCAAGACGGAAGAUAACAUCCAAAAGAACACGCCUUUCAUGUAUGCAAGCGUCAACUGUCCUGCUGCAACUAUGCAAAAAUAUGUGGAUUUGUGCCCCAAACCUCAGUACUGGUUGUCGAGUAUCUACAUGACGCUGAUAUACAAGAAUUCACCAUUGGCCUUAAAACCGUUGAUGGACAAGGCCUUUUCCGAGGAUCAAAACGACACCCAGGAAGGAGAGGAUGGAAUCAAUACCGAUUUUGGGUUGAUCACUGGUUACGUUGAUCCAGUGGAGAUUAUGCCUCAGCAAGAGACCAAGUAUUUGAAACAGGCCCAAUGGUGGAGUUAUGAUGCUCAACGCGAAAUUCUCCUACAUCCUCUGGUGCAAUACUUUGUGAUGAAAAAGUGGCAAAAACUUCGGUUGAUCAUUUCCUUCUGGGUAUUGUGGCAGCUAAUUUGGUUGGCAGCAUAUACGACUGUGAGCCUAUCCUUCUACACCCCCAGGGCGGAUGGAAACCACUCGUCCCCUGUUCACCUUGAGGGUGAAAGUCCAAAUUCUGGUGACGAUAAUCGGAGUGGUAGUGGGACUCAAGCCUUGGCACUUUUGGGGUCGGUGGUGAUGUUGGUGUAUUUGGUGGGCUCCGUGGUCAACGAGUGCUUUGAAAUGUUCACGAUCGGAUCUGCGUACAUCCUCAGUCUGACCAAUAUGCUCCAACUCGUGCAAUGUGUCUUGGGCUUCAUUGCAAUCUAUCCAGUUUUCACUGGAUGGGAUGAGCCAGCAACUUGGAUGAAGUACACUACAGCCAUUGGUAUCCUCUUGGCUUAUACGCUGAGCAUGCGAGACAUUGGGAAGCUGCACAGUGAAAUUGGACUCAUUGUCGAAGUUUUGAAACAGGUUCUCAUACAAAUUGUACAAGUUCUGGUGUGCUGCUCGCCUCUAUUGAUCGGAUUUACAAUCGCCUUCAUCAUAAUCUUUGACGAGGAGGAGUCAUUAAACAGCAGCUUCCCUGGCCCUAUUGUGAAAGUUUUGGUGAUGAUGACAGGCGAGUUUGAGUACAACGACACAUUCAAAGAUGACGAUGGGUCGCAAAAGGUUCCAGCCAACGCCUACAUUCGGAUCAUCCGACUCAUCUUCUUUCUUGCGUUCCUCAUAUCCAUCCCAGUGGCAUAUUUCAAUCUCCUCACUGGUUUCGCACUGGACAAAGUCAUGGAACUUCGUGAACGAGCAAAGGUUGCUCGAGUGGCGAAACAAUUGGAGCACAUUUACUUUAUCGAGUCCAUUCUUCUCAGUUUCCGUCCACUCAGAAAAAUAUUCUCACACGCCUCCGUCGUCUCAUUCCUCCGACGGCUCAACGUCACUUCCCAAUGGUUCAACACUGAAACUGGCCCCCAACUCAAGUUCGAAACACUAAUCAAGGAAAGGAUCCGAAAAUCUGAGCGCAACUUUAAGCAUGCGACUGGUUUAAGGCAUAAGUUGUGCCUCCCAUUCCGAUUUUGCCAACCUGGUCUGCCUGAAGAAGUCAUGUCGCAAAUCUACUCCCUUGCUUCACCCCCUCCUUCGUCCUCCUCGUAGGAAAAAUGUGUCAGAUCCUAUGUACUUAUCACCGAAUCUCAUCCUCCAUCCAUCCAUCAACGCAACGCAAUGCAAUCUCUUUCGUACUUACUUUUAUGCCCGUUGUGCAAUUUCAACUUGUUUCUCAACCAUUUUUACUGUUUUAAUCUCAUUUGAACCAUUUGUUGAAUUAACCGUUGACAGUAGUAUUACUGUUUGCAUAAGAAAAUGGAAAUUUGUGUAGGCUAUUUAUUGCAAAAGAAACUAUAUACUAACAAAUACAAUAGCAUGAAAUAUUAAAAGUUGACUUACAUACAUGAAA
Molecule: messenger RNA, 3793 nt
Organism: Folsomia candida
Lineage: Eukaryota; Metazoa; Arthropoda; Collembola; Entomobryomorpha; Isotomidae
Product: transient receptor potential channel pyrexia
Exons: 14
Coding region: 859-3492 (877 amino acids)
Biological process (GO): transmembrane transport; monoatomic ion transport
Cellular component (GO): membrane
Molecular function (GO): monoatomic ion channel activity; protein binding
Source: RefSeq, a predicted model, not a curated record